AGUUGUGUGCGGGGACGUGAGAAAUGUCACGUGUGGCGCGUGGACUUAUCGAAAUGCGUGAGACUGUAGUCCCGUGUCGGCUCAGCUGUUCAGCGUCGUCGCCUCGUGAUGACGUAAUAGUCAGUUGCCGGUCCAGCUGAGAGUCGUUGAAAGAUGCCAACGUCUGUGCAGGAAAUUCACAUCUCCUCCAAGCCUGACUCCACCUACUUCCUGCGAGUGGACUGGAGUGGGCCAGACCUGGGUUUGGGCUUCCACUUGCUGCUGACUGAUGGACAGAAUGCAUGGAGAGGAGAAGUGAGUGAGGCGGCUGUGUCUGGUGAGGCAGAGGAGCUGGAGAUGCAGAGGGAGCGGUACAUCCAGGACCUUCAGCAGGCGCUGGCUGGGACUGAGAGCUCUGUCUGCUACAGCUUCACCCUGACGCCAUCUUCUCCAAACCACAGCUCCACCGUUACACUGGGAUACGAGAAGGUGCAGAAGGACAUCUCAUUUAGGCUGGGUUCUGUGUUCCUGGUAUCCAUCCCAGAGCCGUCAGGGGCUGUGAGGGAGUUACUGAUCCACACUCUGCAGAGGGGAAAUACACUGGAGCACCAGAACCAGAGCCUGGAGGACAAAAACUGGAGACUGAGACAAGAACAGCAGCGCAUCACUGCAGAACUGAAGCGAUAUGCCCAUGGUAAGGAGGACUUAGAGGCUGAGCUCUAUUCACAGUUUGUCCUCAUCCUGAAUGAGAAGAAAGCAAAGAUCCGCAGUCUGCAGGAAACUGUCUCACACUUGCAGCCAUCCAGGAAUUCUGAUGGUCAAAAAAAAAGGGAUCCAACAAAAUCAGAGCAGAAAACAGGUGAUGAAGAGGAGGACAAUGAAUAUGAGGGGAGCACUGAUGAAGAGCCAGAAGAAGUGAAGAUGACCCCAGCUGCCGCUUCACAGUCCUGUGUCUCCACUACUCCGAGCCCACUGGACGACCACCUGAAGGACAUCACUGAUGUGGCCCCCUGUCGCAAACGCCGCUUUCGUCACCUCGGGCCCUCUGACCCUGCGAUUAAACGGCAAAACCCACAGACCUCCCAAGGGAAGAGGAGCGUCUCCCCUGCAGGACCCAGUAAGCCUCAGACCCCCCAGUGCUCUGCAGCAAGUGCAGCAGCUGAGGACCUGUUUGAAGACUUUUGACCCUUCACCUCUGGAGGACACUGUACAGAUUAGAAUAAUUACACCACUGAUGUAUAUUUAGUAAAAACAUUUUUUUAAAAACACUAAUGCAACUGCAGUGAGUGUGUGUGUAUCAUUUUUUUACGACAAUAAAAAUAAAUCUUG
Molecule: messenger RNA, 1308 nt
Organism: Solea solea (common sole)
Lineage: Eukaryota; Metazoa; Chordata; Actinopteri; Pleuronectiformes; Soleidae
Gene: xrcc4
Product: X-ray repair complementing defective repair in Chinese hamster cells 4
Exons: 8
Coding region: 154-1164 (336 amino acids)
Biological process (GO): immunoglobulin V(D)J recombination; response to X-ray; double-strand break repair via nonhomologous end joining
Cellular component (GO): DNA ligase IV complex; nucleus; DNA-dependent protein kinase-DNA ligase 4 complex
Molecular function (GO): DNA binding
Source: RefSeq, a predicted model, not a curated record